GAUUAGACGACGGCCGAGCGAGCGAUGUACUGAGAGGCUGACAUAUACGAUUAUUGUUACUUACACCCCGCACAAAAUAUAUUCAAGGAACAGCGAUUUCAUCAUUCGAAGGGGUCCACAACGCCCACGAUGCGUGGGAGGGUGAAUGAGAACAAAUGGGCCACUCGAUAUCGAUCGUGAUCAGGAAGCCUAAGUAUUACUCAGCCUCAGACCGCCAUCUGCUCUAUUAGCCCUAUCUCGAUACGCCUAAUGGAUAUCAGAUCGGGACCUAUUCACACCCUACCUGAGGAACUAUUCUUUAGCGUAUUUUCCACGCUGAUACAAUCAUGGGAUCCAUGGCCUCUUGGACGUCUAUCCUACGCGGAAAGCCCAUGGAUCUUGACCCUCGUAUGCAAGUCGUGGAGAGAUCUCUUGCUUCAGUCGCCACUGCUCUGGAAAUCCUACUUUGAGCACAGGCCGAUCUUUGGCACAGGAACGGCAGUCUACCCUCCUCCUUCCCAAUUAAAUACUUUGCUAUCCUCCGAACGAUUUUCUUCCGUCCCUCUAUCUUUCCAGGUCAGGCUAAUGGCUGCGACGCUCACCUCUGUUCCUGCAGCCUGGGCCGACCUGCUGACGGUCCUCAGUGACAAUAAUGCCAGCCUCGCUCGCCCAAUAAAUCUCAUAAUCAAAGGCAGGGCCGCUAUGGCAUCUUCCGUCGUCGAUCUUUGUCGAACGGUCUUUUCGGGUAACAGGUCGGAAACAAUUAGAAUCGGAUUCGACAUUGAUCACAACUGGACCUUCGAAGGGCAGGCAGGCAUGGAGACUCUGAAAAAUGUCUUCGCAGCGAUGCCUCCGUAUUUUCCCCUUGCCCGACUUUGUGGCUCGUUUUCUCUUUCCAAUGAACAGGUUGCAGACUAUGUCCUUUUCGCACAGAUCAUCAGCCACUGCGUCCAUCUCACCCACCUCAAAAUAUCAUCCCCUCUUGACAGGCGCAUUGCUUAUGCUAUCGCUAGCGCCCGUCCCCCUCUUUCCGUAUUCGAUUGCAAUAAUUACAUAGCAAGUGCACUUUCUCAGGUGCUCUGGACUGUCCGAAGGACAUUGGUAUGGCUUAAUGCGGGGUCUGUAAUACGGGUAACUCACACUGGCGGUACCAUGACGUUUUCCAGCGGCAGGCAAACAUUUGUGUUGCCUCCCUCCGGAUUCCCCCUACUCCGCGAAAUUCAUAUCGCCUUCGAUGAUAGUGAUACAGGGCUCUUAGAGGCCCUAGGAAACACCAGACUACCAUCUCUCUCUGCACUGCGAUUACACCUCAAUCGCACUAGUGACGACCUCCAUGAUGCCGAGCGUCACUUGCGUGAUUUCCAAUAUGCAUCAGCCUUUGCGAACAAGUAUGGUCAACAGACUAGAUUCCUGACCCUCGAUAUGCUUGGUGAAGAGACUGACGGCGCACAAUCUAUACUCAACCAGUUCCCCAACCUCGAAGGGUUAGCUCUGGGAAGCAUUGGAUUAUCGUGUCCGUGCCAUGCAACACUGCAUAAUCUGCGUAUCCAGUAUGCGUGGGAUGACAAAUGGCCACUUCUUUAUCCCGAAUCAGGCCGCUUCCCUGCUCUCAAGACAGUGGGAAUUCCCUCCACGCAGUGGACCGAAGGUCGGGAAGACCUUGAGGCACACGGUAUAGGGGUCGAUCUGUGGGAAGAUAAUUAUGCAUGGGGUGACAGGAACAUGUCGUUUUGGAUGCAAGGUUUUUUCUCUUGAUUGUCGUGGUGUCUCAAGUCUCUGCGUCGUGAUACGAUAUUAUGUUUUUUCAUGUGAUCGUGGGCCUCUACAUGUAACUUAGUGGGUAAUGUUAUGAACCUUCGUUGUUUGACCUUUGACUUAUCUUUCUCUGGGAAACAGUAUCUGCUGUAUAGCGAUGGCCACAGGUUACGAGACCUCUUCUCAAGUAUGAGAAGCACACAUAUG
Guyanagaster necrorhizus is the source of this 1941-nucleotide messenger RNA. RefSeq lists its product as uncharacterized. Gene Ontology annotation, molecular function: protein binding. NCBI's taxonomy places the organism in Eukaryota, Fungi, Basidiomycota, Agaricomycetes, Agaricales, Physalacriaceae. The record is from RefSeq and is a predicted model, not a curated record. The transcript is spliced from 3 exons. Bases 250 to 1734 code for a protein of 494 amino acids.